Molecule: messenger RNA, 9361 nt
Organism: Oncorhynchus masou masou (cherry salmon)
Lineage: Eukaryota; Metazoa; Chordata; Actinopteri; Salmoniformes; Salmonidae
Product: nuclear receptor coactivator 3-like
Exons: 22
Coding region: 223-4779 (1518 amino acids)
Biological process (GO): cellular response to hormone stimulus; positive regulation of transcription by RNA polymerase II
Cellular component (GO): nucleus
Molecular function (GO): protein dimerization activity; nuclear receptor binding
Source: RefSeq, a predicted model, not a curated record
UACUUUCCCCAGCAACCCCAACGCUCAGCACAAGCUGGCUUCUUUCUCUUCGAGAGUGUUUCCCAUUUAAACAAACACAGUGCUGAAGAUGGCGGAGAGUUAAUAGGGAAAGGAAGAAGCUAUUGGUGCGCUCACAGAGAUAUAUCUAUUUGGAUGUGAAGUUCAAUGACGUUGGAUUUCAUAAUUUAUACUCUGCUGAAGAGGUGCUGAUAUGUGUACACGAUGAGCGGACUGGGGGACAACUCCAUGGAGCCUCUGAGCUCGGAAAACCGAAAACGCAAGCUCUCCACCUGCGACACGCCCGGUCUGGGGUGUGAGCGGAGACGGCGGGAGCAGGAGACUAAAUACAUUGAGGAGCUGGCCGAAUUGAUCUCUGCCAACCUCGGUGACAUUGACAGCUUCAACGUCAAGCCAGACAAGUGUGCCAUCCUCAAGGAGACGGUGCGCCAGAUCAGACAGAUAAAAGAGCAGGGCAAAGCGUCCUCCAAUGAUGACGAUGUACAGAAGUCGGACGUGUCCUCCACGGGACAGGGGGUCAUAGACAAAGACCACCUCGGGCCGCUUCUGCUUCAGGCCCUGGAUGGUUUUCUGUUUGUGGUGAACCGGGAGGGCAGCAUAGUGUUUGUGUCUGACAACGUGACCCAGUACCUGCAGUACAAACAGGAGGAGCUCAUCAACACUUCCGUCUACAACAUCCUCCAUGAGGAUGACAGGGAGGAGUUCCACAAGAACCUGCCCAAGACCAAUGUUAAUGGGGUGUCCUGGGGUGGGGAGGCGCCACGUCAGAAGAGCCACACCUUCACCUGUCGCAUGCUGGUCAAGUUUGGCCACACCCACGGACCUGUGGAGGAGGGUUCAGGAGGGCCGCGCUACGAGACCAUGCAAUGCUUCGCCUUGACCCAGCCCAAGGCCAUGAUCGAAGAGGGGGAAGACCUGCAGUCGUGUAUGAUCUGUGUGGCCCGUCGUGUGACUGCUGUAGAGAGAACAGAGAGCUUCAACACCCGGCACGAGCUCUCAGGUAAGCUGAUCCAGAUAGACCAGAACUCGCUGCGUGCGUCAAUGCGUCCUGGCUGGGAGGAUCUGCUGAGGCGCUGUAUCCAGAUGUUCCUACAGCACAGUGACGGACAACCCUGGUCCCACAAACGCCAUUAUCACGAGGCUUUCCUACAGGGUCACGCUGAGACCCCCCUGUACCGUUUUUCUCUCUCGGACGGCACCCCUGUCACGGCCCAGACCAAGAGUAAGCUGUAUCGCCACCCCAUGAGCAACGAGGCCCAGGGCUUCAUAUCCACCCACCUGCUACAGAGGGAGCAGCAUGGCUAUCGCUCUGCCCAGGGCGGGGGCAUGAUGCCAGGGCCUAUGAGGCAGCAGGGCAUGGGGGGCCCCAACCCCAACGCCCAGAUGAACAUGCCCCCUGGUGGAGGUAUGGGGGGUAUGAACCGGGGCUACGGGCCCAUGAACGAACAGAGCCACAUGGGACAGAUGGGAGGGGGUUCAAUGUACGGAGGGAAUGGAGGUGCUGGUGGCGGCAGGGGAGGCAUGGGCAACAGAAUGAUGCAGAUGAAUCAGAUGAACCAGAUGGGCCAGAUGAACCAAAUGAAUCAGAUGGGUCAUCAGAUGAACCACACAGGUCCAGGGAACCACCCUGGCAUGCAGCAACAUCAGCACCCCCAGCAGCAUCAUCAGCAGCCCCCCUUCCAGAGCAGUGGAGGGUACGGACUGGGGGGUAUGAACAGCCCCUUGGGGAGUCCCCGGAUGAUUGGCCCCCAGCAGGGGCUCCUGAUGUCCCCCCGAAACCGAGGCAGCCCCAAGAUGGGUGCCAGUCAGUACUCACCUGGAGACAUGCACUCCCCCAUGGGCCCUCAUGGAGGAGGAGGAGGAGGAGGUAGCACCUCUUUCUCCAGCAGCUCCCUCAACGCCCUGCAGGCCAUCAGCGAGGGGGUCGGGAGCUCCCUCCCCUCCACCCUCACCUCCCCCUCCCCGGCCAACAAACCAGACAGCUCCCCCAGCGUCCACUCCUCCUCUCAGUCCACCCAGCCCAGUCACCCUGCCAAAUCCGGCCCGGAUGACUCCAAAAGCCCAACAGGAGGCCUGGGUCCUGCGCCCAGCGUGCACCCACUCCACCAACACCAUCACCACCACCCACACCACCAGUCCGAGAGCUCCGGAGACAGGUUGGACAGCCAGGCCCCGGCAGACAGCAAGGAGCCGAGAGAGGGGGCCAUCGAGGCUGGGGUGAGCUCAGAACCCACCCGGAGAGUCCCAGACGGUAAGGGCCAUAAGAAGCUGCUGCAGCUGCUGACCUCCCCCACUGAGGAGCUGGGGUUAGGGGGAACUGGCUCCGCCUUGCCCUCUAUACCUCCCCCACCAGGCAGCAGCAACACCCCAGCAGGGUCCGACACUAAGGACCCCACAGGAAGCAUUUCCAGCCCUUCCUCUACUGGAGUAUCCUCCUCUUCCUCAGCCUCCACCAAUCAGGGCCAGGCGUCGGGCACGGCUCUGGCCAAUGCUCUGGCCUCUGCCCACUACACGGCGUCGCUGCAGGAGAAGCACAAGAUCCUCCACAAGCUGCUGCAGAACAGCAACACACCCGAUGAGGUGGCCAAGAUCACAGCCGAGGCCACUGGCAAGAUGACCCUGGGUGGCCAGGAAGUCCCAGGGGAGGUGGGGGCUGGAGGAGCAGGAGGAGUGACAGAGCCUAAGCAAGAGCAGCACAGCCCCAAGAAGGAGAAGACCCACGCGCUCCUCCACUACCUCCUCAACAAGGAUGAUACUAAAGAGCCAGUGGAUGUGAAACCCAAGCCUGAGGAGCUGGAAGGAAAGGGGCCCCCAGGAGCCACUGCCGGCCCCCCACCCAGAGGCCCUGGCCCUGGACCCGGCCCAACAGCUGAACAUCCAGAGAGCAAGAUCAAGUCAGAGCCGCCUGAUGAGUUGGACAACCUGGAGUCCAUCCUGGGAGGUUUGAGGGGUUCUGGCUCUGAGUUCUACUCCGAGCAGGGAGGAGGAGGUGGGAACAAGGCCCAGGGUUGCCUCGACGAGAACCUGCAAGGGAGUUCGGGGAUGGCCCCUGGCCCACGAGGGCCCUUCCAGAGGGCCAUGUCAGCAGACGCCAAGACUGGAGUGGUGGGGAGGCGCCCCAUGCUCAUCAAACAAGAGAACAUGAUGGGAAGCCCAGAAGGAUACCCAGGGAACAUGGGUGUUUGUCCGCGAGGCGUUGGAACAAGGCCGAUGAACAGGGGCAUGGGGGUUUCUCAGCGCUCUCCCAUGGGGGGGUCAGGGGAUUGGGGGAUGCCCCGCUCCUGCGCCAGCCCCGUGGGCUCAGCCGGUCACCCCUCCAUGAGCCGUCCUGGCAUGGACUACAACUCCAAAGGCAUGAUGGGAGGGCCCAUGGUUGGAAGGUCCAACAGUGUUCCUGGCACCAGAUCCAUGCUGCAGCAACAGCUAAUGGACAUGGGAGGUUCUGGUGAGAUGGGGAUGAGUCCGUUCGGUCAGCAGGUCCAGCCCAACCAGUCUCCGUCCUGGUCUGACAGUGUGAUGGGUAUGGAGGGAAACCACAUCAGGCGUCAGUUUGGAAACGCCCUGGAUGAGCUCCUGGCUCCGCCCACCACCAGCGAGGGCCAGAGUGAUGAGCGGGCGCUGCUGGACCAGCUGGACUCUCUGCUCAACAACACGGACGGCAUCGCACUGGAGGAGAUCGACCGGGCCCUGGGCAUCCCUGACUUGGUCAGCCAGGGCCAGGGGCCAGAGCAGCAUGGUGAGCCCUUCCCCGGCCAGGAUCCUUCCAUAGUGCUGGAGCAGAAGCCUCUGUACGGCCAGGGCUACCCCGGACCCCCCUCAAUGGCCAUGCAGUCAGCCUACGGGGGGAGCCCUAUGCAGGGCCAGCCCCAACAGGGGGGCUUCGGCCCCAUGCUCUCCCAGAUGGGCCCAGGGGGCAGCUUCCCAGGGAUGGGAGGCAUGGGGGGUAUGGGUCACCCCCGUGCUAACAUGAUGAGACCCAGGAUGAUGAGCGCCACAAAACCCAUGAGGCUCCAGCUGGCGCAGAGACUACAGGGCCAACAGUUUAUGAGUCAGACUCGACAGGGGAUGGCCAUGAAGAUGGAGAACCCUGGAGCAGGCAACCCUGGCUUGAGGCCGGGUAUGCAGCCUAGCAUGGGAGGACAGCCUGGCUUCCUGAAUGCCCAGAUGAUGGCCCAGCGUAGCAGGGAGAUGGUGACCAUGCAGAUGAGGAGACAGAGGAUGAUGAUGCUAAUGCAACAGCAACAGCAGCAGGCGGCAGCAGUGGCUGCCGCAGGGGGGUUCAGCCCCCCUCCCAACGUCACCGCCCCCGCCGGCAUGGACACCCCUAUGGGAGGCCCCAACCUGGGCCCCCAGCAGUUUGGCUACGGGGGAAACUACGGUAUGGCCCAGCAGGGUGACCCGUCGUUUGGCCCUGCGGGCAGCAGUCCCCCCAGCACCAUGAUGUCAGGCCGCCUGGGUCCUCAGAAUCCCAUGAUGCAACAGCAUCCCCAGGGCGGACCCAUGUACCAGAGCACUGACAUGAAGGGCUGGUCGCAGGGAGGCAUGGCCCGUAACAGCUCGUACCCCCAGCAGCAGUUUUCCCAACAGGGCAACCCGGGGCAGCAGCAGUUUGUCCAAACGGGCAACCCAGGACAGUACGGGGGCAUGAUGAUGAAUGGGGGCAUGCCUUCCAAUGGAGGGGGGGGCCAUAUGGGGCAGAUGGGGAUGAACCCCAUGGUGAUGGGACGUAUGCCGAUGGGGCCUGAUCAGAAAUAUUGCUGAACCUGAGACAGACAAGUGUGGUGGAACAGAACAGACUCACUGUGAUCCUUUCAUAGAGAUGCGUGCAGUGGUGUGUGUGUGUGUGUGUGUGUGUGUGUGUGUGUGUGUGUGUGUGUGUGUGUGUGUGUGUGUGUGUGUGUGUGUGUGUGUGUGUGUGUGUGUGUGUGUGUGUGUGUGUGUGUGUGUGUGUGUGUGUGUGUGUGGUACUCUACUCCCACCAGUUGGGGGUGCUGCUCUCUGGACUCGAGGCAAGUGUUGGCAGUCUCACAGCUGGAGGAAAAUAGACGGAGGGCACACUAUUCUACUCUCACUUCUUGUACAUGAGACAUGCUAUGACACACACCAACACACACACCCCAAAACAUCCAUGUAUCUAAAGACACACUGUGACACACAAACACACACACACAUACUGACGGAUCGAAAUUAGAAGACAUCCUCUCUCUCGUGGGAUGUGACUACCAUCAUGCCAAGUUCACCCCUGGCCGUGGGAAAUCUCUCUCUGCUUUGGAACGCUAUGAGAGAAGACAGUGUUUCCUAGUUCUGGUCCUGGAGGACCACUGUGUAUGCAGACCAUACAUCCCAUCCAGUCUCUGAAUCCACACUUAAUGAAUGAUAUAUAUAGUCCAUUGUUGGAGAAGGUGGGAGUUGAUUGUAAUCACUGAUACAUGGUCAGCUAUUUUCACAUCCUCCUAAUGAUUAAGAUUAGGGAACCCUGAUCCUAGAUCUGUGGUUAGGGGCAACUUCUACCUCUAUAAGCUAUAUUACUAUACUGAUGAGAAGACAUGUAGUCAAUAGCAUAUAGUCAAUUCAGAAGUACAACACCAGUCACAAGUUUGGACACAUCUACUCAUUCCAGGGUUUUUCUUUAUUUAACACUAUUUUCUGCAUUGUAGAACAAUAGUGAAGACAUCAAAACUAUGAAAUAACACAUAUUGAAUCAUGGAGUAACCAAAAAAAGUGUUAAACAAAUCAAAUUGUAUUUUCUAUUUGAGAUUCUUCAAAUUAGCAACCCUUUGAGUUGAUGACAGCUUUGCACACUAUUUGCAUUCUCUCAACCAGCUUCAUGAUGUAGUCACCUGGAAUGCAUUUCAAUUAAUAGGUGUGCUUUGUUAAAGUCCAUUUGUGAACUUUCUUUCCUUCUUAAUGCAUUUGAACCAAUCAGUUGUGUUGUGACAAGGUAGAGGGGGUAUACAGAAGAUAUUCCUAUUUGGUAAAAGACCAAGUCCAUAUUAUGUUAAAAUAAGCAAAGAGAAAAGACUGUCCAUCAUUACUUUUAUGAUUUAACCUUUAGGUCAGACAGGAAAGGAAGAUCCAGACUUACCUCUGCUGCAGAGGACAAGUUCAUUAGUGUUACCAGCCUCAGAUAUUGCAGCCCAAAUAAAUGCUUCACAGAGUUCAAGUAACAGACACAUCUCAACAUCAACUGUUCAGAGGAGACAGCAUAAAUCAGGUGUUCAUGGUCGAAUUUCUGCAAAGAAACCACUACUAAAGGAUACCAAUAAAAAUAAGAGACUUGCUUGGGCCAAUAAACACGAGCAAUGGACAUUAGACCGGUGGAAAUCUGUCCUUUGGUCUGAUGAGUCCAAAGGAGGAGGUGUGAUGGUGUGGGGUGCUUUGCUGGUGAUACUGUCAGUGAUUUAUUUAGAAUUCAAGGUACACUUAACCAACAUGGCUACCACAGCAUUCUGCAGCGAUACGUCAUCCCAUCUGAUUUGCGCUUAGUGGGACUAUCAUCUAUUUUUCAACAGGACGGCUACCCAACACACCUCCAGGCUGUGUAAGGGCUAUUUGACCAAGAAGGAGAGGGAUUGAGUGCUGCAUCAGAUGACCUGGCCUCCACAGUCACCCGACCUCAACCCAAUUGAGAUGGCUUGGGAUGAGUUGGACCACAGAGUGAAAGAAAAGCAGCCUACAAGUGCUCAGCAUAUGUGGAAAUUCCUACAAGAUUGUUGGAAAAGCAUUCCAGGUUGGUGAAGCUGGUUGAGAGAAUGCCAAGAGUGUGCAAAGCUGUCAUCAAGGAAAAGGGUGUCUACUUUGAAGAAUCUAAAAUAUACUUUGAUUUGUUUAACACUUUUUUGGUUACUACAUGAUUCCAUAUGAGUUAUUUCACUGUUAUUCUACAAAAUAGAAAAUAGUAAAAAUAAAGAAAACCCCUGGAAUGAGUAGGUGUGUCCAAACUUUUGUCUGGUGCUGUAAGUAAUUAAGAGGCAGCAUACAUACACAGUGGACCUGCAGGAGACUGGGUUAAGGUACGACAGAAAUUAAUUCUAGUUGGCUGUGAUUGCACUUUACGGAAAGGCUGUCGUCAAAAUGAUUGUGGCAAUAUUUAUUGGUCAUAGAGGCCUUUAUCCAAGAAUUAAUGCAUAACAGCAAAUCUUGUUAAGUUUUUAUUUUAUUUUUGUGUUUGUCAGAGGAUGGAGACUAUUAUGAUUAGAAAUGGAUUACUGUGACGAUCAUUAUUCUAAAUGGUUAACCAAUGGAAAGGCAGUAAGCACAGAUUUUGUAGAACACUUUCUUCUGCAGUGUGUUGAUUAUGGGGAUGUUAGUGGAUGAAAAAUGUUCAGAUUAUUAAAGUAGAUCCUUAAAAUGUACUGACCUAUUUCAGAGUGCACAGUUACCCUCAUAUUUAUACAUCUAUUCAUGAAUGUAAAUAAGCAUUUUAAAAACGAAUGUGUAUAUUGUAUUUUUAAGGAGGAAUUUGUAAGAUUUACAUCUUGGUUACCUCAUGGAACACUGAAUAGAGAUUUGUUGCCAGUUAAUGAAUGAGUUGAUUCCUAAAGUAAUCCACACACUGUGAAAGAAAGGGUUUCCCCCAAUUUUAGUGUAUGUUUAUGCAGAUUUCUAGCAAUAAUCAUUCCUCUUGGUUCUCCUGUGAGGGCAAAGUGAAGUACCAUUUACUCAAAGCGAUGGUACUGCAGUAUUAGGAUGUGACUCGUCUCGUUUGGAAUUUUUGCUUUUGUCUGUGAAUACAAAUGUAAAUACGCUUCAAAUGUAUUAUAUAUAUAUAUAUAAAUAUAUGCUUUUGUAGGUCACAUACUGGUUUUGCAGAGAUUGUAAGGCUUGAUAUUUAAAGUAUAAUUUUAUUAUUCUGUCGUAGGUCAAAAUAACUUUUAUUUUCAAUACAAAAGGAAGGGGGUCUUUCUUUGAUCAAAACUGAAAAACUUUGGUUCAGUUUGCCUCAGAAAGCUACAACUGCAUCUUUUGUUCUUUCAGAAGCACUUUUUAAAAUGUGUGAUCUAUAAAUCAUAUAUUUCUCUUUUUCAAAGGCAUUUGCAUAGAUUUAGAGGUGCUUGUGUGAUCCUGUCAUUUUAUAUCAAUAGAUGUUUAAUUCAAAAGAGCAAACAAACACACACGAUGCCUAAAAUAGGUGACAUGUGAUUGUGUUAGACUUAGGGGGGUCCAUGUUUCUUACCAGUGUGUGGAUUGAUAUUUUUAGAUAGGGCCCUAUGAGUUCAAUGGCUCUAGUUCCAUUCCUUAUAAUUCCAUACUCUGUUAUUGGCUAGGCUACUUAGCAGCAACUAUGUGCUCACAGAUAGGCUAUUAAAGACCACCCAAAGCCAUUGCAAUAUCAAUACUGCUUUUCUUCCCUUCGAUUGGGCACAGAUGCUGGGUUGUGGUGGUCAGUUUUACUGUAUGUAGGUUUUUGUGUUACGGUCUUCAACACUGCGGUUGGUUCUAUUUGUGGCUUUACUUUUUGAAGUCAGCUCAUAUUUAGGGAGGCUGUCGGGCUACACUAGAUGGUGAUUUGGAUUCCCUCCCUCUCUCUGUCUGAUCCUUGAAGGUUAUUUGGGGACAUUUUACAUGAUUUUAUGUUGAACCUUGAUUUUUCCUUGAUUUUGUAACAUUUUCUGUGAAGCUUUGUGAGAAAUCUUUUUAAGAUGUGCUCAAUCCAAAGAUUUGUGUUUUGUCAUUCUGCAGUGCUUAGAACCCGGUCCUAGAUGGUGCAAGUAAGCUAUUCAUGUGUGCAUUUCUCGGCUGCACAGCCUACAUAGAAUAUGUUUGAAUUUAUGUAUUCCCAUUCCUACAAAACAGAGUUAACAUGGGUCUGGUUCUGCUGAAGUGAUUUUAAUCUGGUUUGUGAUUGUUGUUUUUUUGUUUCUUUGUUUUAUAUCUUAAAAUCUAUGGCCAGUUCUAAGUUGUGGUGCUGGAAACGGUUAUUUCAUGAGAUUGACCACUCAGAGAAGAAGCUCUUUAGUGGCACUAACCUAACCUGUGUGGUGAUACAAAACUAUCCCAUGGACUCUGAAGAUCUAUCUUUUAACACAAUGGAGAAUGUCUUCAAGCUGUUUUUUGGAAACAUCUUGGAAUAGCCUAGAGUGAAUUUUCAGUCUUGAUGAAGUAUAUUGAAAAAGAUUGAUCUACCGAAUAUUCAAAAGAACUAUGUUCCUUGCUUUUGCUUUAAAAAAAGUAUCCCUCUCGAUUUAUCCUUUGAUUUAAAUGAAAAGAGAGGGGAAGAAAAUAUAAAAUGCUUGGGAAAAUAUACAGUCAUAAUUUCAGGAUGUAAAUUACUGUUGCAUUUUUUCUUACUUGUUUCUUGAUGUUAAUAUUGAUGUAAAUACAAAUUUCUAUUUAAACAUUA